This is a messenger RNA of Solanum stenotomum, 2380 nucleotides long. RefSeq names its product homeobox protein knotted-1-like LET12. NCBI's taxonomy places the organism in Eukaryota, Viridiplantae, Streptophyta, Magnoliopsida, Solanales, Solanaceae. Gene Ontology annotation, biological process: regulation of DNA-templated transcription. Gene Ontology annotation, cellular component: nucleus. The transcript has 6 exons. Gene Ontology annotation, molecular function: DNA binding. The record is from RefSeq and is a predicted model, not a curated record. The coding region runs from base 92 to 1111 and encodes 339 amino acids.
UGUUUCUUUAUUAUCUCAUUUUCUUUCUCUAUUCUACGAAAUGACCGCACAAUAUAACUUGUGAACAAAAGCUCCAAUAAUAACAACAAUCAUGGAGUUUCAUGAUCAUUUUUCUCAAGAAUUAGCUCUACAACAACACCAACAACAAAACGUCGAUGACGACGUUUCGGAUCAGUCGAUGAAUUUCAACGUAAAGCUAAGUCAACAAUAUAGGGACGAUGUCAAUAACAACGAGCACAACAACAACAACAAUAAUAGUAACGUUUGGGAUCAGAGCGAGAAAUAUAAAGCGGAUAUUUUGAACCAUCAUUUAUCAGAACAGCUUCUUUCUGCACACGUGGCUUGCCUGAGAAUCGCAACUCCGGUGGACCAGUUACCGAGGAUCGACGAGCAGUUGACGGAGUCACAAAAUUUGGUGGCAAAAUAUUAUGUUGUUGGUCAAAGUCAACGGUCUCUUGAUGAUAAAGAACUUGAUCAAUUUAUGGCACAUUAUGUUCUAUUGCUCUCUUCUUUUAAAGAACAACUGCAACAACAUGUUCGUGUCCAUGCAAUGGAAGCUGUCAUGGCUUGUUGGGAUCUUGAUCAAUCUCUACAAAAUUUAACAGGGGUAGCAUCAGGAGAAGGUACAGGUGCAACCAUGUCAGAUGAUGAUGAAGAUAAUCAAGUAGAAAGUGAGACAUAUUGUCAUUAUAAUGGAAUUUUAGAUGGACAAGAGAGUAAUGGUUUUGGUCCUCUUGUACCUACUGAAAAUGAAAGAUUUUUAAUGGAACGUGUGAGGCAAGAAUUGAAACAAGAGUUCAAACAGGAUUACAAGGGGAAGAUUGUUGACAUUAGAGAAGAAAUUUUAAGAAAAAGAAGAGCAGGAAAGCUGCCUGGUGACACUACUUCUGCCUUAAAAGCUUGGUGGAAAUCACAUUCUAAGUGGCCUUAUCCCACAGAGGAAGAUAAAGCAAAAUUAGUGAAAGAUACAGGAUUGCAAUUAAAACAAGUCAAUAAUUGGUUCAUUAACCAAAGGAAAAGAAAUUGGCACUCUACUCCAUCAUCAUCUUCUACACAGAAAAGCAAACGCAAAAGUGCAGGUGAAAAAUCAAGAAAUGAUCACUUUACAUGACAGGGAGAAGUGGGCAUAUCAUGUAUUAAGUGGAACUUGAAAGAAUACGUUUGAUACGACGAAAGUCAUUUUCUGUUAUGUAAAAUACUUUCGAUGUUCGAUUAGUGAAACGGAUUUUCAACUUAUAAGUUGCGAGUGCAUGUUCAUUCAAUGUCUCAAAUUUAGACUUAAUAUGUAUAUAUACAAAAGUCGGAUGAACUUAAAGUGUUAGAUUUUGAUUUAAAAUGGUUGUUGUUUUGAUGUGCUAUACUUUUGUCUAUAGGAAAUCUAAUAUUUGAAGCUCUUUAGAUUUUUAUAGCGAUCUCAAACUUUUAGUAAUAACUGAGUUUAUAGUAAUUAAAUAUUCAGAAAAUUUCUUAGUAUAUAAACUAUAAAGUCUGAAUAAAAGUUACUAGGGUUCACAAUUUCACAUGAAUCAAUAAAUAACCCUCUAGCUCUGUCCAAUCAAAGACACAUCCAUGGAUUUAAACUUCAUGAGCUCGAAUCGAGAUUCCACCACAACUCUUCUAAUUUAUUGGAACGAAAAAUUCAUUGUUUAUACAUAUUUGAUGAAAAUUUAUUUAUAUAGAAUCCAAGUAAAAGCUUUCGAAUGAUAAGUACUCCUUUUAUCUUUUAUUUUUAAUAGGGAGUAUUUUACCCUUAAUAUAUAAGUUGUGUCACAAAUUCAAAUUUAAUCGAACUUCAAUACCAAAGUGGAAAACAAUAAAAGAGAAGAUAGUACUCUAAUUAUAUUAAUAACAUUUUCAAUGCUACUUUUAAAAUAAAAAAGUGUCACAAACCAUUUUUGCUCUGUUUUUGAGCAAUAACAGGGACAGCGAACCUAGCUGAGAAAUUACACAAAAGUCCAUCUUCUUCCCCACGAGCUCCAUCAUCAAAAUUCAGAGCAUAACUCUGAGCAUCAUACUGAAAUUGAGCUUUCGAUUUCUUCGAAUUACGAUUCAUUUUUCUUAAUAAAUUCUUCAAUAUCACCAGCCAUGACUCUCUGUGCUCUGUUUCAUGAUCUUGUAGGAGAGAUCUGCUGUGAACUUCAUUAUCUUUGCCCCAAUUGAAACAGGAUAACUUUAAACAACUACACAAUCCACAUCCAGUUGGAGAAGAUGAUGAAUCGUAGUAGUAAUUAGGAAUUUUGGUUUCUUGUUUGGAAUCGGUAAUGGGAAUAUAACUAUUCAUGGUACUCUUGUUUUUUCUUCUUACUCAGAAGUUUCGAGUUCAAAUUCUAAUUUCGAGCACUGAAUGAGAAAUCAAAAAUAUGUAUGUAAGGUGUGUGAA